CGGAGAAGGCAAAUAGAAAGAGAGCUGAGCGAAGGGGGUGCGGCGUAUUGUUUUCUUCCCUCAUCACGGGCCAAUAAGGCAACGGUGUGGGCGGAGUUUCUUUCCCUCACCCAACCCAGUCUCCGCUGGGCCGGCAGUGGGUUGAGUUGCGGUCGGAGUCCGGGGGAGGGAUUGGUUGCGUCGAGCCUGUCAGGCUGAGGUGGGAUAAACACACACUCGAGCUGCGCCUGCCGGAGAAGAAAGAAGCGGAGGGUGGCCGGGCCGAGGGAAGGGAAGACAGACCGGGAUCAGGGCCGCGAGGACGGCAGUACGAAGCCAGCCAGCAGCCCCUACGAAGGCGUAAGAUGGCGACAGCCGCCCAGGUGUGCGAGAACAUCCAGAUGCUGCUGGAAGCGGCCGAGUUCCUGGAGCGGCGGGAGCGAGAAGCUGAGCAUGGAUAUGCUUCCAUGUUGCCCUACAGCAGCAAGGACAGAGAUGCCUUAAAACGAAGAAACAAGUCCAAGAAAAACAGCAGUAGUAGCAGAUCAACGCAUAAUGAAAUGGAGAAGAACAGACGUGCUCAUCUGCGACUGUGUCUGGAGAAGCUGAAAGGGAUGGUGCCACUUGGACCAGAAUCCAGUAGACAUACCACGUUGAGUUUACUAACAAAAGCUAAAUUGCACAUAAAGAAGCUUGAAGACUAUGACAGAAAAGCAGUACACCAAAUAGAUCAGUUGCAGCGAGAACAGCGGCACCUGAAGAGGCAGCUGGAGAAACUGGGCAUUGAACGGAUAAGAAUGGAUAGUAUAGGAUCAACUAUCUCUUCUGAGCGGUCUGAUUCAGACAGAGAAGAAAUUGAUGUGGAUGUGGAAAGCACAGACUACCUAACGGGGGACCUCGACUGGAGCAGCAGCAGCCCAAGUGAUUCUGAUGAAAGGGGAAGCUUGCAGAGCCUCUGCAGCGAUGAGGGCUACUCGAGUGCCGGCAUUAAGAGAAUAAAGUUGCAGAACAAUCUCAAGGCCUGCCUCAACCUAUAAGAAGCCAGUGGCUUUCUUUCCAUCCUUGCUGUUUCCUUGUUGGAUCUUAUUAGGUAGUAUGUUGGACCGUCCCACAAUUCUCUUGCACGUAAACUUCUUAUACCACCGACAUUACCAAAAUCUGCUUUGCCUAAGUCUGACAACAGUGCAUAGGGUUGUGGGUUGCAAGCUACUCUCUGGAGCACACAUCUGAUGGCAUCCACUAGCUUCUCUUUUCUGUUGGUAAACUCAUCUCUAUGAGACUGAACAUUCCAACCAAAUUCCUAAGCGCCCAAGAAUAGUGUUGCAGUAAUAGCAACAUACACAUUUUGCCUGUGCUGCUAUUGCUUAGUGUUUUCGAUGUGCCAGGGGUGGGGGUGGGGGGAUUGUAAUACAAGGUGUUUGAAAAACAAUAGCUAGACUAGCCAUUAUUCCUCAAACAUGACCUCAAAAGACAGAAAUAUACUUCCUUGUCAUUCAGAGCAGGAAACUGGCAAGGCAAAUUUACAAAGCCUUGUAACUUUCCGAUAGGGAAUUAUUCAGCGAGACUUCCCAACCAACCACUGACCAGCAGUUUUCUUCUGAUGUGUCCCAAGUCACUACAGUUGUGACAUGGCCCUUUCUGGGACUGCCUUUGUGCCAGUACUGAACCUUUGAAGUCUGAGCUAUCCUUUUCAAAAGUAGCACCAUCGGGCUAAGUUAGUGGCAGGUAACUGACAGAAUAAAACUAGUUUGACAGUAGUAUAGUAUCAACAGAAUCAGGUUGCAGAGUCUUCAUAUAGGCAGGGAAAUGUUUCCAGUUGUAGCCAAUUACCUUAGUAGGAUGCCUACACUCAAAUCAAUCUCCCAAUCUUUGAUGUCAAAAGACCAAAUGGUACUUCAGACUACUCCUGUGCAAUCUUUAUGAUGGUAUCUUUACAUUGACAGCUGCAUUUACCUUUUGUUCCUAGCAGCUUUUCUGGCUGCUAAGUCCUUUCUUGUCUCUGGGACAAAUCUUUCUACCUCAGAGAGAUGAACAAAGCUGAUCUCAAUCCCGUUAGCACAAAAAGAAAAAAAAAGGAAUUAUGCCUCAUUUGUAUGCUUGGUUCUAGUCCAAUCUGUUUACUUAAAUUUUCAGCAAUAACCGAGUGACAGAGUUAGCUGUGCUAGCUUUGAGUUGUUAAUGACUGAGGAGACAUAAUUGCAGCAAGUCAUUGGAGCCCCCCUGGUGUUCCAGCACUUAAUUGCCUGUUUAAAUUAUUUGGUAGCACUCUGAAAGUGUCCUCUGUAGAUUUUAGGUUGCUUUUACAAACUUUUACUGCCCCCUUUCCACUCUUGUUUCUGGUGUCCCACCUCUUUAAGCUAAGUUGAGCACACACAAAUGUACAUAACAAGACCUAUAAAUAGUAUUUAUUCAUUUUUUAUAUAAACCUAAUGUAAUAGAUAACCUUAUGAUUUUGUGCUUUUAUAGAUGUUCAGGAAACUUUGUACGUCAAGGUCUACUAACCAAGAGCGUUUCUUAGUUGUCCUUGCUUUUUGGCAUUAGUAUUGUGCCCACUUGGCCACCUCCUAGUCAUUUUUUGUAACUUUCUCGCUUGGUUCUCCAUAUGCAGCCAGAUGUUUCCCCCAGCAAUCACAGGAUACUCAAGAGCUGCUUAAGCAACUUCACUUCACUCUAAAAGGGCUAUGUAGCUUAUUUAGCUUAAAAUGUUAUUCAUGCUUGCUAGCAGGCUGUGAUCCAAACUGCCAAAAUCCACUAAGACACUCUUGUCAAAGUUCCAAAUAAGCAACUUACAAAUGAAAUUUGAUUUCUUCAAGCAGCUUUUCUCUAGAUAAAUUUUCAAGACGGAAAGCGAGGCUAGUGGAUUGCUAAAGAUCUCCCAAGGUGAUUUCUUUUUGAGUGUGCUACGUUAAACACAAAUAACCGCUGGAAUUUUCAGGUGUCCAGCAGAUUUGCACUGAACUCCUACUUGUUGGAGGCUGCCUUGCUUUUAUAAGCUGGCUUCAAAUACAAGCAAAGGCCCUUCUGAGAGCAUGCUCCCAACCUCUAAAGAAGUUGAGCGGCUGCCCUUUGAGGUCCUUUGCUCCAACCCAUUUUUUGCCUGAGACUUUUUGAGCUUCAAUAUUUGUUAAUGUGUUGCAUAAAAUUGUCUCACGCCCAGCUCUGAAGUUGUUGCCACCUUAAGGUUGAAAGGAACUUCAGGUGUUGGGAUCUGUAUUGUUGAGGCAAAUAUGAAAAACAAAUUUGUGUACUUUUCUUUAGAAGUAAUGUCUUAAGAAUUUAACCUAAUGUAUUUUAAUUGUUGUGCCUUUUCAGUUAAUUGUAAGGAGGCACAAUCCACUUUGAGAAACUCCUGGGCAAGGCCUGCUCCCUCCAAAUGAGUGCAAGUGGUAGAGAAGCACACCCUUGCUUUUAUUCAGCUGAUUUCAUUUUGGGGCACUCUGGCCAGGAGAAAUCCCUAAUGGAUUGUGUCUGUUCCUUUUUAUUUUUAAAGUAAAAUAUUGUGGUGGGAAUUCUUUUGUCCCUAUUGUGAACCAGUAAUUGAUCUUUGCACUGUCUGAAUUUGGUCCUUUCAAAAUUUUGGUGGCACAAAAAAUAUUGAUCUUUUGCAAAUGAUGCACUAUUGUUGAAAACAAGCCUAAAGAGAUGAUUAGUGUUUGGAAAACAUUUCGGCAAAUAACGCAAAUUGUCCUGUGAGCUCCAUGGCCACUUUUAAAAUGUCUUGGCUACGACUGACCUCGGCAGCUCCGAACUUCUGUGGUCCUCUUUGCUAAUUGCCCAGCCCACCCCCAAGGCAGCUACAUCCACUUCAAGCCCAGUUUUCAUGGGCCUGAGUUGUGUGUUUGCUUCCACGCUGCUUGAGUGAUAUGUAAAACCUCUUUCCAUCUGAAGAGGUUGUGCAGCUUAUUAGGGGUCGCAGUUGUGGUGCAUACACACAAGCAGAGGAUUCAUGCACAAGCAAGUGGCUGGAAGCAAUAAUGCUAUUUGGUCAGUGUGUAAAUUGGGCCAUAGAAACAUUACAUUCUGGUUCAGCCAGCCUUUUCUCGAUUUCACUGAUCCACCAGCAUUAUUAUUUAAUAAACUGCAGAAAAUUAGAUUUGUAGAUUGUCAUGGGCUGCUUCUGUGCCCAUGUUUACAGCAGGAAGUAGCAUAUGUAUGCAAGUGCAAAAAUAUGUGGGUGUUCAAGUUACACUAAAUUCCACUGCAUUUGGAAUCUUCCAAUGCAGCUGUGAAUUGGGGGCAUGCUUGAUUGGGGGAAAAAUCCAAAGCUUAUCUUUUGUUGUUCUAAAAUACCUCUGGUUGACAGGGUGACAGAAAUAUCCUAAAGUUAUUGACUUGGUUUCUAACUAUGUCUUCAGUCACUGGAAGGGGAGCAGUUCUCCGAUUCCCCUCCCCACUUCAUCCCCUGUGCAGUUCCCAAAGGACCAUGGUGGCAUGCAGUGGGAGGGGAUGCUAGAAAACACUCUUGCAGGAGUGCUACCGUGUAGCAUAGAAUCCAAGUAAUUGUCUGCACCUGAUAAACCUUUUCUCCUGAGAGUUGAACACCCAGAUUUUUUUUAAUAAAGCCAAGUUUUUCAGGUGCUAAUAGACAUCUAUUAGAAACUUUCCCAGGGUUGGUGCAUAUACCUGAUUUGGAUUCAUAUUAUUUGAAAUGGUCCUAUUAGGUGCCACGAGUACUUCCACCCUCCCGAUUCCAGAGGUCUCGGCGCACGCAGGCUGUGUUCUGCCAAAUGCCGUUCUUAGCACUUUGUUCUCACAAUACCGCACUUCACUUCUGCCCCUGAUCCCAAUCUCAAUAGAGCUUACAAACAUAGCCUCGCAGAGGAAGCUCUGUGUUCUCUGAUGGGGGAGUGUGGGGUGGGAGACAAGAUUAUUUAAGUACUCACUGCCGAAUUUGAGUAAACUGAGGCAUCUGGUGUACCGUCUAGCAAUAUGUUGGGAAGACUUGCUGUCCUCCUUCUGCCCCCUCCGUAACAAAUUUCAGGUUUUGACACUUACUGUAUUCAGACAAAUUCUGCUUUUUGAUACCCAGCUAUGUGUUUUCUCCCCUGAAGACAUAUUGCGCUGCUUCCUCUCUUGCUUCUUUGAUUGGAGAGAGAAUUUUUGCUUUCGAUGUUAGUGCAAAGUGAUUUGGUUCCUGUGCGUUAUGGCCACCUAAAGUUCUUGGAACACCUACUUAAAUCAGUGAUAUGUUUGCUUUGGAGGGAAAGCUGCCCAUAAUUGCUAAACACACUUAAGUGUUUUCCACAUUCCAAAGUCUAUACACACACACACACACACACACACACACACACACACACACCAAGAUUGGCUUGAGCAAACCUGUGUGUUUUACUGUUAGGGUCUGGUUGAACAGCACUUAAAGCCAGCCUGUUCCUGGCUGCCACCUGCUUGCUUGGUUGUAGCAUGCUUGCCGAAACUCAGCCGUUCCCUUCUGAAGUGCCCAAAGAUUUGACUGACUUGGUAGCUUGGCUUUAUUUUUGUGCUGUUUUUUUCUGAUUGACCUGGUAACUUUCCUCUUUCCUCAAAUAGGUGCUCUUAGUGACACUUGCUUGUUUUGAACUCUUGACUUUUUAGUUUUGGAGUCUUCCAAAUAAAACGUAGUCUAAAGAGGAGCAGCAGGCAGGGAGAAACAGGAAUCUGGUUUCCAGGUAUUCAGUUCCUAAUGUAUAGAUGUCAUUACAAAUCCUGUGUCAAGACCAUAUAAUGGUGCUUUUUACUACAGUUAGCACAUGCAUUUUUAGAAAUUACAUGUUUUAGAAGACCUUGCUGUGUAUAUGUAUACUUCUGUAUUGUUCAACUGUUAGAAAAUAAAUUAUUUCAUUACUAAAAGA
Molecule: messenger RNA, 5810 nt
Organism: Sphaerodactylus townsendi
Lineage: Eukaryota; Metazoa; Chordata; Lepidosauria; Squamata; Sphaerodactylidae
Gene: MXD1
Product: MAX dimerization protein 1
Exons: 6
Coding region: 345-1016 (223 amino acids)
Biological process (GO): negative regulation of transcription by RNA polymerase II
Molecular function (GO): protein dimerization activity; DNA-binding transcription factor activity, RNA polymerase II-specific; RNA polymerase II cis-regulatory region sequence-specific DNA binding
Source: RefSeq, a predicted model, not a curated record